Molecule: messenger RNA, 1050 nt
Organism: Paecilomyces variotii
Lineage: Eukaryota; Fungi; Ascomycota; Eurotiomycetes; Eurotiales; Thermoascaceae
Exons: 1
Coding region: 1-1050 (349 amino acids)
Molecular function (GO): protein binding
Source: RefSeq, a predicted model, not a curated record
AUGGCUACGCCCACGCCGGGCGGAUAUCGCUCCGCCACCGAAUACUGUUUUAGCGAAGAACAGGCUGACGCCAUUGUUCGAACCACUGCCUACUAUCGCAAAGACUACUGUCUCUCUGUGAUCUGGUUCCCACCUCGUGAACAUGUCGAUAUUCGUCUGUCGGUAGCAACGCCGUUCCGGCUGACUUCGAACGUUGGACUCGGCUCUCUCGGGCGGCUACCCCUCGAGCUCUUGCAUGACACAUUGUUCCAUCUGGAUAUGCAUUCUAUAUUCAAGUUUCGACAAGUAAAUAUCAGAUCGAGACAGAUAGUAGACUCUCUCAAGGAGUAUCAGAUGGUAAUCGCGCAUGGACUGAAUCUUCUCUGCGCCUUGUUAAGAACACGACUUGCUAUCGUCACUUCUUUAUUCGACUUCUACGAGGCACUUUGUACGAAAGCCUGUACUUAUUGUGGAGACUUCGCCGGAUUUAUAUCGCUCUUAAAUUGGAAGCGAUGCUGUUUCAAAUGCCUCCAGGAAGCUCCGGAAACGCAAGUACAAACUCUUGCCGCUGUCCGAAAGCAUCUCCACUUGACUAAAGUCGAAUUGGACGGAGUGAGGUCAUUCAAGACCUUGCCUGGAAUCUAUUCGAUGAAGGAAUCUGUACACAAAUCUCGCAUUGCGAUUGUUUCUGUCCAGCAGGCUAUCUUGGCUUGCAGACAGUACUCGCACGUGGCACAAGCCUACUUAGCGAUCUCAGAACUAAAUCCAAAAUUCAGCUUUAUGGCGUCCUGUGCACUCCCGUAUUACGAUAAGCAGACUGGCCAAGUUGAACACGGAAUGUCGUGUGCUGGUUGUCAACUCGCUCUCGAAAGAGACAUCAUCGGCACUAGGGGCGAGAAAUGGGCAUUUGAGGCUCGAGACAAAGUAUAUGCACGAGAUAGUUUUUUGGAACAUUUUCGAUGGUGUGAACAGGCACAGCUCCUCUGGAGGUCGAGUGGCGAGGGUAACAACCGGCCAACUGAGCUACCUGAGGCUGCUCGGAGAGGAGGCUACUUUAAUAAAAGAGUAUAA